AAGAAAAAAAACAACCAAAAAAAAAAGAAGAAGAUAUAUAUUAUGCUCGCCGGUUUCUCUCUCCUGUCCCUUCCGCCGGAUAUCUGACGACCACCUCUCACCGCCGGAGUUACCGCCAUGGUCAACGCUAUCCGAAUCAGCACCGUCACCGACGAAGCCGAGCGCCCCGCCGGCCGGGAAGAUGACGAGGGCUUCCCGGAGAGCCCGCGCGACAUGGAGUGGCCGUUCGGGCGGCUGGAAGGCCUAGACACGGACGAUUUCCGCGAGGCGGCGUACGAGAUAUUCUUCACGGCGUGCCGGUCGUCGCCGGGGUUCGGCGGGCGGACGGCGCUAUCGUAUUACAAUCCGAGCGAAGGAGGAGGUGGAGGAGAUGGGAGCUGGUUCGGGUCGGGGCAGGAAUCUGGAACCGGGUCGCCCAGGAAUAAGGCCGCCCCCGGGCAGGGCGGCGGCGGCGGCGUGGGCAUGGCCGUGACGAGCCGCGUGAAGCGGGCGCUGGGUCUGAAGAUGCUGCGGCGGUCGCCGUCCCGCCGAGCCAACUCCUGCUCGUCGCUGCCGACCUCGCCCAGCGCCGCCGCCUCCGGCGGGUCCCCCAAGAUGAACUUCACGGCGCCGUCGCGGUCCAGGCGGCCGAUGACCUCGGCUGAGAUCAUGCGACGGCAAAUGAAAGUGACCGAGCAGAGCGAUAAUAGGCUACGUAAAACUCUCAUGCGGACUCUUGUUGGCCAAAUGGGCAGGCGAGCAGAGACAAUUAUCCUUCCACUAGAGCUUCUGCGCCACCUCAAACCAUCGGAAUUCAACGAUCCUAACGAGUACCAUUUCUGGCAAAAGCGGCAGCUCAAGAUUCUGGAGGCGGGGCUGCUCCGCCACCCCGCCGUCCCGCUCGACAAAUCCAACACCUCCGCCCAGACCUUCAAGGAGAUCAUCAAAGCCGCCCAGGCAAAGCCGAUCGACACCGGAAAAAACUCCGAGGUCCUGAGAAACCUCGUCAACUGCGUGGUCACCUUAUCCUGGAGAAGCUUCGACGGCCUGGCCACGGAUAUCUGCCACUGGGCCGAUGGGUUCCCCCUCAACGUUCACAUCUACAUGGCGCUUCUCGGCUCAAUCUUCGACAUGAAAGACGAAACAUUAGUCCUCGACGAGAUCGACGAGUUACUAGAGCUGAUGAAGAAGACAUGGUCGACUUUAGGGAUGAAUAGAUCGAUCCACAAUCUGUGUUUCACGUGGGUGCUUUUCGAGCAGUAUUUUAUUACAACCCAGGUUGAGCCGGAUUUGCUCAGCGCGUCGCUGGCAAUGUUAGCGGAGGUUGCGAAUGACGCCAAGAAAGCGGACAGGGAGCCUAUUUAUGUCCAGAUGUUGGGGGAUGUUUUGAGCUCCAUGAAACAGUGGUCGGAAAAGAGGUUGCUUGAUUAUCAUAGGAAUUUUGACAAGGGAAAUGUGGCUUUGAUGGAGAAUAUUCUUCCCUUGGUUUUCUUGGCCACCAAAAUUCUGGAAGAGGAUGUUCCGGGCUAUGCUACGACUGUUGAAGCUGGGAAGGAGGGUGUUCCUGAUGCCUCUGCAGGGAAUCGGUUGGAUCAUUGUAUCCGUUCAUCCAUGAGAAAUGCAUUUGCAAAGAUGUUGGAGGAGAGGAACAUAAACGCGGCGAUGUUCGAGAAGCAAGAAGCGAGCGAAACACUGAUCAAAUUAGCAGAUGCAACAGAGGAAUUGGCAGCUAAGGAGAAGGAAAUCUUCAGUUCUGCACUCAAGAAAUGGCACCCCAUUGCUGCCGGAGUUGCAGCCUUGACGCUGCACAACUGCUACGGGAAUCUGCUGAAGCAGUACAUGGCAGGCGCAAGCACAAUGGCUAAGGAGACAGUUCAAGUGCUCCAGAAAGCAGGGAAAUUAGAGAAGGUUUUGGUUCAAAUGGUGGUUGAAGAUUCGGUUGAAUGUGAGGAUGGAGGGAAAACAAUUGUCAGAGAAAUGGUUCCAUAUGAAGUUGAUGCGAUUUUUGUAGAACAAGUUCGACAGUGGAUUCAGGAAAGAGUUAAGACAGGGAAGGAGAACUUUCAGAGAGCAAAAGACAGUGAGACUUGGAACCCAAAGUCAAAGAACGAACCCUAUGCGCAAUCUGCUGUAGAGCUAAUGAAGCAUGCCAAAGAAACUGUGGAGACUUUCUUUGAACUUCCAGUUAACAUCACUGAUGAUUUAGUCCAGAGUCUUGCAGAGGGCCUCGAUCAGGUCUUCCGUGAGUACAUCAGCUUUGUUGGAUUAUGUGGAUCUAAACAAAACUAUAUCCCCACCCUCCCUCCACUAACAAGAUGCAGCCAAGACUCAAGGUUUUUCAGGCUAUGGAAGAAGGGCGCCUGCAGCGUGGGAGUCUACAGCGAGCAACACCGUUUCAUAAGCGACGGCAGCCACGUCCGCCCCUCCACCAGCCGCGGAACCCAGCGCCUCUACAUCCGCCUCAACACCCUCCACUUCCUCCUCCUCCAGCUCCACGCCAUCGACAAAGCCCUCGCCCUCGGCCCGCGAACCGCCCAAUCCACCACGCGCAGCCGCCAAGCGCGGAGCAGCACCACCGCCACCGCCGGCGGCACCGUCUCCUACUUCGAACACGCCCGCUCCGCCAUCCUCACCGGCGUCCAGCACGUCUCCGAGGCCUCCGCCUACCGCCUCAUCUUCCUCGACUCCAACGCCGUCCUCUACGGCAGCCUCUACGUCGGCGACGUCGAGAACGCCCGCAUCCACCCCGCCCUCCGCAUCCUGAAACAGAACCUCACGCUCCUCUGCGCCAUCGUGACCGAACGCGCCCAGCCCACCGCCAUCAAAGAGGUCAUGAAGGCCACUUUCGAGGCCUACCUCAUGGUCCUCCUCGCCGGGGGGAGCUCCCGCGUUUUCUGCCGCUCCGAUCACCAGAUGAUCGAGGAAGACUUCGAUAGCCUCAAGAAAAUCUUCUCCGCCUGCGCCGGCGGUGAAGGCACAAUCGCCGAAGACAUCGUUGACCGCGAGGCGGAGACCGUGGAAGGAGUGCUUUCAUUGAUGAGCCAAUCCACGGAACAAUUGAUCGAAGAUUUCAGCACUUUGGCCUGCGAAACUAGCGGAAUGGGCAUCGUCGGCGCCGGCCAAAAGCUGCCGAUGCCGCCGACCACUGGAAAAUGGCACCGAUCCGACCCGAAUACCAUCUUGAGAGUACUUUGUUACAGAAACGAUAAAGCUGCCAAUUUUUUCUUGAAGAAGAGUUUCCACUUAGCAAAGAGGAGGGGAUGAAAUCUUGAUCACAAGAAUAGUAAAACUAGUUUAAUAUACUUAAUAAGGAAAACAAAACAAAAACAAAACAAAAAAAAUACAAGAAAAACAACCUAAAAAAACAUGCAUUUCAUGAAAUUAAGAUUUCAGGUGAUUCCUGGCCCGUGCUGUCCCGAAGCCAAGGGAAUUUCACAUUUUAUGGGCAAGAUUUCAGGCGAUUGAUGAUAAUUUUCUGAGAUGUAUAGCAUUGUACUGAUUUUUGUCUUCCUUUUGUCAUUAGCAGAAUAUAUGAUAACAAAAAAGCCUUUGUUGUCA
Molecule: messenger RNA, 3537 nt
Organism: Ipomoea triloba (trilobed morning glory)
Lineage: Eukaryota; Viridiplantae; Streptophyta; Magnoliopsida; Solanales; Convolvulaceae
Product: protein unc-13 homolog
Exons: 6
Coding region: 118-3243 (1041 amino acids)
Source: RefSeq, a predicted model, not a curated record